Gaeumannomyces tritici R3-111a-1 is the source of this 2712-nucleotide messenger RNA. RefSeq lists its product as hypothetical. Gene Ontology annotation, molecular function: medium-chain fatty acid-CoA ligase activity. The transcript is spliced from 2 exons. The record is from RefSeq and is a predicted model, not a curated record. NCBI's taxonomy places the organism in Eukaryota, Fungi, Ascomycota, Sordariomycetes, Magnaporthales, Magnaporthaceae. Bases 354 to 2447 code for a protein of 697 amino acids. Gene Ontology annotation, biological process: fatty acid metabolic process.
GACUGGGGCCGUUUCCAACACCCCCACCCCCGCUCCAGGGGUAGUAAAGGCUCCAUAACAGAGCCGGCCGGUCAUGCAGUUGAGAUCGGGGCUGGCAAGAUGUCCACACAUGGGACCAACGCUUCCUGCAUGUGCCUUUCUUGGUUCUGGCUUCUCCCUUGGCGAUAAUUUGUCAAUGCACCUCGGUUAUACGAUAUACCCACCUACCCCUUUCGUGGCCGCUGUGCUUUACUACAUUUUUUAGUAGCACGGCCGGCUGUAAAACGGAACCCCAGCAAAUACGCAAGCCCCGACACCCUAGCCAGACUUGGCUUCUGUAACAGGCGCCGUCGUCUUGCGCGGUCCGACGGCCAAUGGCGGUACUGGCAGUAAGAGCUGUCGGCCGCCAGCUGCCGCGGCCUCGGGCCCUGGGGACAAAGUCCCUGCGGCACCCCUGGCGGCGGCAUGGCCGGCCCAUGAGCCGACUGAGCAUAUCCCAUGGACCGCAGGAGCCUCCACUACUCACCCAAACCAUCCCUGAGCACUUCGCCUCGGUCGUGUCCAAACACGGCGACCGCCCGGCCGUCAUCUGCCGGUCCCCCACCGCCGCGGCCUCGGCCCUGCCCCAGCCCCAGCAGCAGGCGCCGGCGCGGGCGCGGGAGACGGUGCUGACGUACCACGAGCUCGACCGGCUGUCGGGCUCACUCGCGCGCUCGCUCCGCGGGCUGGGCGUGCGCAAGGGCGACCGCGUGGCCGUCAGCCUGGGCAACUGCGCCGAGCACGCGGCGCUGACGCACGCCGUCUUCAAGCUGGGCGCCGUGCUGGUGCCGCUCAACCCGGGCUUCGGCGCCGACCAGGUCGCGUCGGCGCUGGCGCACCUCGACGCCGUGGUCUUGGUCGUCGGCGCCGUCACCGACCUCGCCUACCGGCCGUGCCGGGGGCGCCCCAACCUGCCCCUGGUGCGGGCCCUCGUCCCGGACCUGGAGGCGCCGCGGCUCUCCUCCCCGCGCGUGCCGUCGCUGCGGGCCGUCGUCGUCGUCGACAACUCGCCCGACCACCCGGGCUGCCCGCCGCUCCCGCUGCCGUCGCACCGCGCCCUCACGCCCUUUUCCGCCCUGGCCGACUCAUUCUUUCUCUCGUCGUCGUCUGCAUCCACCACCGCCAUCGUGCCCGACUCCCCGCUCGACCCGUCCGACACCAUCAACAUCCAGUUCACGUCGGGCACCACGUCGCACCCCAAGGCCGCCAUGCUCACGCACGCGGGCAUCCUCAACAACGGCUUCCUCAUCGCCGACCGCAUGGGCCUCACCCCGGCCGACCUCGUCGUCUGCCCGCCGCCGCUCUUCCACUGCUUCGGCUCCGUGCUCGGCUACAUGGCGACCGCGACCACGGGCGCGGCCCUGAUCCUCCCCUCGCCCGCCUUCGACCCGGCCGCGUCCCUGCGCGCCGCGUCCGACCACGGCGCCACGGCCCUGUACGGCGUCGCCACCAUGUUCGUCGCCAUGCUCGAGGAGCUGGAGCUGGAGCGCGGCGCGGCGGCGGCGGUCCUGUCCCCGGCCGAGGCGGCGACGCUCAAGACGCGGCUGCGCACCGGCAUCGCGGCCGGCAGCUCCGUGCCCGAGGCGCUCAUGGCGCGCCUCUUUGCGCGCCUGGGCCUGCCCGACCUCGUCAUCUGCUACGGUCAGACCGAGACGAGCCCCGUCAGCCUCAUGACGGCGCCGGCCGACCCGCUCGCCAAGCGGACGGGGUCCGUGGGGCGCGCCAUGCCGCACACGUCCGUCAAGGUGGUCGACCCGGCCGACCGGUCCGUCGUGCUGCCGCGCGGGAGCCGCGGCGAGCUGGCCGCGUCCGGGUACCUGGUCAUGAAGGGGUACUGGGGGCUGGACGGCGGGGACGGUGCGGCGGCGGCGGCGGCAGGCGAUCGCGUGUGGGAGCCCGAAGACGAAACAGAGGGGGGCGACGGCCAAGGCGGCAGGGUGUGGAUGUACUCGGGCGACGAGGCGGCCAUGGACGACGACGGCUACGUGGCCAUCACGGGCCGCAUCAAGGACCUCAUCAUCCGCGGCGGCGAGAACAUACACCCGCUCGAGGUCGAGAACUGCCUGUUUGAGCACCCGCUGGUGGCCGAGGCCAGCGUCGUCGGCGUGCCCGACGCCCGCUACGGCGAGUGCGUCGCCGCCUUUGUCGUGCCGCACGCCGGCGUCGCCCUGGCCGGCGGCGUGGCCGCAGCGGGGACGGCGGACGCGGGAUCAGAGGCGGGACCGACGGAUCAGAGGCGGCUGACCGAGGACGACCUCAAGGAGUGGGUGCGGCAGCGGCUGUCGGGCCACCUGGUGCCGCGCCACGUCUUCUGGGCCGACGAGUACCCCAAGACGGCGAGCGGCAAGAUCCAAAAGUUCAAGCUGAGGGAGAUGGCGGUGCAACUCCUGGCCCGGGAGGAGACUGCUCGCAGGGGGACGUCGUCGUAGGAGUUUCUGGUCGGACCGGAUUCGACAUGUUAUAACUUACCCGCAUCCUCCUGUCUCGACCAUGACGCACAUGCACCCACACGGCUAUCGCAUACUGUUGUGCACGCACUACGCCAUACCAAGCCCAAGAUAUCUUCAGAGGUUGUUCAUAACUGCGUAUCUUCCCAGAGGAAGGCUCUAUUUGACAUUCCAGGAAAUAGUAAUAAAGCGACUGGUAGAUGAUCUGGCGAUGCAAUGCCGCGGCAGUAAGUGUAGGAAUAGAAAA